AUGUCGCUCAAUCCAUUAUCUGUGAUCUUGAAAGAAAACAAACUCGAAGGGCCAAAUUAUGUAGACUGGAAACGUAAUUUGGAUAUUGUUCUCAUAGCUGAUGAUUAUAAGUUUGUGCUGGAUACCGAUUGUCCUGCUAAACCCACUGAUAACGCUUCAGAGGAAGAGAAGGCCGUGUAUAAGAAAUGUAUGAAAGGAAAUGAGAUGGCGAAGUGCUACAUUUUGGCUUCUAUGUCAAAUGUGCUUCAACAUCAGCAUCAUUCCUAUCAAUUUGCUUAUGAAAUCAUGGAGAACCUUCAAUCCCUCUUUGGAACUCAGAGUCGAUCUGCUAGAUCUUUUGCAAUCAGGAGUCUCAUGAAUAAGACUAUGAAGGAGGACACACCAGUCAGGGACCAUGUCCUUGAAAUGAUACGCCACCUCAAUCAAAUUGAGGUCUUGGGAGGAUCAAUAGAUGUGGAUUCCCAAGUGGACAUAAUACUCCACAGUCUUCCAGCAAGCUUUCAGCAGUUCAAAGUCAACUAUGAGAUCACUAAGCAAGACCUCAACUUGGCUGAACUUCUAACUGAGCUUCAGAACGCUGAAAGCAUUUAUGCUCAAGCUAAGCAAGCUAUAUUGGUUGACCGCGCCUCCGGUUUCAAGGUCACUAGACCAAGAAAGGAUGGCAAGGCAGAGCAAGUCACCAAAGGGUUGAAGGCAAAGAUGGGCAAGAAAAACUAG
Messenger RNA from Salvia splendens (bonfire salvia), 717 nucleotides. RefSeq lists its product as uncharacterized. Bases 1 to 717 code for a protein of 238 amino acids. The transcript has a single exon. Lineage: Eukaryota; Viridiplantae; Streptophyta; Magnoliopsida; Lamiales; Lamiaceae. The record is from RefSeq and is a predicted model, not a curated record.